AUGCUCAAGGGGAACACUAACACUGCAGCAGGUGAAGGUGUCAAUGGAACGGAAAUUGCUGGCAUAAUUUCCUCCUAUUUGCUUUAUAUAAAGGCUGUUUUGGUGGGAAAACAUGACGAUGCCAGCUCUCUAUUGGCACUGAUAAAACUGUUUACAGACUCCGAUCUUCACGUGUUGUUGAACAUACUGAAGGCGAUCUACCUUCCUUAUGAAACUUUUAAACAAAGGAAUGGGCAAAUGGAUCGUGUAGUGCUAUCUGAUAAGAUUGCAGGACUUGAUCUUAGAGGAGUUACUACUCGCAUUAUUGGUGUCCUGGGAGUCGAACUCAAUGAAAUGGUUCGGAGGAUGGAAGAGUCUGUCCCACUAGUCAUUCUACUUCUUGAAGCAGCUGCUGAGAGAUGCAUUAACUUCGUUGGUGGUUCUGAGGCCGAUGAGUUGAUUCACGUGCUCGAUGACACAUUGCAAAAAUAA
This is a messenger RNA of Fraxinus pennsylvanica, 471 nucleotides long. NCBI's taxonomy places the organism in Eukaryota, Viridiplantae, Streptophyta, Magnoliopsida, Lamiales, Oleaceae. The record is from the annotation of a GenBank genome assembly.